AUGGAGAGCUGUAGCUCAUUCAAUGGUACAUUAUCAGAUGAAGAGUCUUCCAUUUUUAUUUCUCAAUUGUUUGGAGAUCAAAACUCAAGUUUUGGAAUGCAAACACUUUGCUUGGAGGAUGCUAAUUCAUACUUAUGGUCACAAGAGCCUCAUUUUUUUAGCUACUCAAUGGAUGCAUCAAUGAGUUUGAUUGAUAAUUCAUCAAAUAGCACUGCUCUUGAUCUUGAAGACAACUUAAGUUCAAAGAGAAAGAAUGAAGAAGUUGUUCCUCUUGAAAUUCUUAAAAAGAAGCCUCGCAUUUCGAAAAAGGUCGUGAGUGAGUCGACUUGCUCGAAAGGAUCUUCGAGUAUGAAUUUGAGUUGCAAAACUAGAGCAAGUAAAGGAACUGCUACUGAUCCUCAAAGCCUUUAUGCAAGGAAAAGAAGGGAAAGGAUCAAUCAAAGGCUGAGGAUUUUGCAAAAACUUGUGCCUAAUGGUACUAAAGUUGACAUUAGCACAAUGCUUGAAGAAGCUGUUCAGUAUGUUAAGUUUAUGCAGCUUCAAAUUAAGUUAUUGAGCUCUGAUGAGCUAUGGAUGUAUGCUCCAUUUGCUUACAAUGGUAUGAAUAUUGGACUUGAUCUAAAGAUUUUUCCACCAGAAAAAUGA
Molecule: messenger RNA, 645 nt
Organism: Dioscorea cayenensis subsp. rotundata (Guinea yam)
Lineage: Eukaryota; Viridiplantae; Streptophyta; Magnoliopsida; Dioscoreales; Dioscoreaceae
Product: transcription factor RSL3-like
Exons: 5
Coding region: 1-645 (214 amino acids)
Biological process (GO): regulation of transcription by RNA polymerase II
Cellular component (GO): nucleus
Molecular function (GO): DNA-binding transcription factor activity, RNA polymerase II-specific; RNA polymerase II cis-regulatory region sequence-specific DNA binding; protein dimerization activity
Source: RefSeq, a predicted model, not a curated record